AAACGGCCGCCUUAAACAUGGCAGCGCCCAUGAUGAACGUCGUGCAGUAGUUGGUGCUCUGUGUCAAAGAUGAACCACAGCACAAAGUCACCCGAUAAUUGCUGGUUUAAGAGCUAACGAGAGCGAAACCGUUGCGUACAGUAUGGACAAACGAGAAUUCACGGCCUCCCUUGUGGCAGGCGGUUGUGCAGGAAUGUGUGUAGAUCUUACUCUCUUCCCUCUGGACACCAUAAAGACAAGGUUACAGAGCCAGCAGGGCUUCUACAAGGCGGGAGGCUUCCGGGGCAUCUACGCAGGGGUCCCGUCCACCGCUAUAGGCUCCUUUCCCAACGCUGCUGCAUUCUUCGUCACCUAUGAAAGCACCAAGUCCCACCUUGCUGGCUAUGCUGCUUCAAAAUUGGCCCCCAUCACUCACAUGCUGGCUGCUUCACUAGGAGAAAUUGUCGCCUGUCUGAUCCGUGUACCGACUGAAGUGGUAAAACAGAGAACACAGGCCAAUCCCUCCCUCAGUACCUAUCGGGUGCUGCUGAAUACGCUACAAGAAGAGGGUUUCAGAGGGUUAUACAGAGGUUACGGCAGUACAGUCCUCAGGGAGAUCCCGUUCUCGCUGGUGCAGUUUCCUCUCUGGGAGUACCUGAAGGCCGUGUGGUGGAGGAGGCAGGGGGGACGGCUGGACUCUUGGCAGGCUGCAGUGUGUGGAGCUGUUGCAGGUGGAAUAGCAGCGUUCGUUACGACUCCGCUGGAUGUGGCAAAGACUUGGAUAAUGUUGGCUAAGGCCGGGACGAGCACAGCCAAUGGAAAUAUCUCUCUGGUUUUGUAUGAGGUGUGGAAGAGUCGAGGAAUACAUGGACUGUUCGCGGGCAGCAUUCCUCGAGUGACAUUCAUCAGCAUGGGAGGCUUCAUUUUCCUCGGAGCAUAUGAGAAAGUGCGUCGUACACUUUUAUAAACACCAUCUCCAUGGAACAGGUCUAUUUGUGCCGUAAGCUUUUCUCAACCCAAGCCAUGAGAAUCUGCAAAUAUAUUGUCUGAGACCAGCAGCAAACCAACACUGCAGAUGGGAGGGAGGCUGGUCAAGCCUGCCUGAGAAAAGCACCCUCUGUCCCAGAUUGAACCGGUGGUCUUGAGGGCCACAACUAAGACACCUGGUGCCUGAAUAAAAAGUUUGCAUCCCUGGUCAUCAGUACUCAACAUAUAGAAUUUAACUGCUUGAAUUGCAAUUCCUUUGCACAACAGAUCAUGUUAAAACUCUAAUGUGAUUUUUGCAAUUAAUGUAUGGAAGUCUACAUGAAUCCCUAAACAUACUAUUAAAAAGUGUUUUUAUAAUAAUGCGUGCAUGU
Myxocyprinus asiaticus (Chinese sucker) is the source of this 1337-nucleotide messenger RNA. It is a transcript of the gene slc25a26, whose product is annotated as solute carrier family 25 member 26. Gene Ontology annotation, molecular function: S-adenosyl-L-methionine transmembrane transporter activity. Gene Ontology annotation, cellular component: mitochondrial inner membrane. The transcript is spliced from 10 exons. Lineage: Eukaryota; Metazoa; Chordata; Actinopteri; Cypriniformes; Catostomidae. The record is from RefSeq and is a predicted model, not a curated record. Bases 143 to 946 code for a protein of 267 amino acids.